AUGCUGGGGGUGGGGGCCGCCGUGCAGCGAGGCCGCAUGGUGCACGCCCCAAGCAGUCCCGGCCAAUAUCCCGUGGUCCCCGGGGAUCCCUAUGGCGGUCACAGCUAUUUAAGUGGCUUCAUCUCCUUGCUGCUCCGCGCCGAACCGUACCCCCCAGCUCGCUACGGCUCCCAGUGCCUACAACCCAGCGGUGUGGUCGGCAUCGAGAGCAUCUGUGAGCUGGCCGCUCGCCUCCUCUUCAGCGCCAUCGAAUGGGCCAAGGGCAUCCCUUUCUUCCCGGAUUUGCAACUUUCCGAUCAAGUCGCUUUGCUCCGGUUGGGUUGGAGCGAGCUCUUUGUGUUGAACGCGGCGCAGUCGGCUUUACCAUUGCACGCUGCCCCGUUGUUGGCCGCCGCUGGGCUCCACGCCGCUCCGAUGGCUGCCGACCGCGUGGUGGCUUUCAUGGAUCACAUCCGCCUCUUCCAGGAGCAGGUGGAGAAGCUGAAGGCACUGCGCGUCGACGCCGCUGAGUACGCCUGCCUCAAGGCCGUGGCCCUCUUCUCCCCCGACGCAGUGGGGCUGUCGGACCCGGGGCAGGUGGCCGGCUUGCAGGAGAAGUCGCAGUGCGCACUGGAGGAGCACGUGCGGCGGCAGCACCCCAGCCAGCCCAGCCGGUUCGGGCGCCUGCUCCUGCGCCUGCCGGCCCUCCGCAGCGUCUCCGCCCCUGGCAUCCAGCAGCUCUUCUUCAGCCGCCUGGUCGGCAAGACCCCCAUCGAGACCCUCAUCCGCGACAUGCUGCUUGCCGGUGCCACCCUCAACUGGCCCUACGGCCCCAUGCAGUGA
Molecule: messenger RNA, 822 nt
Organism: Haliaeetus leucocephalus (bald eagle)
Lineage: Eukaryota; Metazoa; Chordata; Aves; Accipitriformes; Accipitridae
Product: nuclear receptor subfamily 2 group F member 5-like
Exons: 3
Coding region: 1-822 (273 amino acids)
Biological process (GO): regulation of transcription by RNA polymerase II; anatomical structure development; cell differentiation
Molecular function (GO): RNA polymerase II cis-regulatory region sequence-specific DNA binding; nuclear receptor activity
Source: RefSeq, a predicted model, not a curated record